Sporothrix brasiliensis 5110 is the source of this 2001-nucleotide messenger RNA. RefSeq lists its product as uncharacterized. The record is from RefSeq and is a predicted model, not a curated record. Gene Ontology annotation, molecular function: GTPase activator activity. Gene Ontology annotation, cellular component: Golgi apparatus. The transcript has 6 exons. Gene Ontology annotation, biological process: activation of GTPase activity. Lineage: Eukaryota; Fungi; Ascomycota; Sordariomycetes; Ophiostomatales; Ophiostomataceae. Bases 1 to 2001 code for a protein of 666 amino acids.
AUGUUCUCUUCCUCGGGCGGCGGCAAGAAGCCGCCGAAUCAGCAGCAGCAACAGGAGAUGGUGCAAGUUGACAGAGCCGAUUCCACAUCACCCUUCUGGCGACCGCCGCCCCGCGAGACCGCGCCUAAGACGAGCUCCGAUAGCGGCGGGCGGCGCGAUCCCGGUAUUGUCGUCGGAGCAGCUUACUCGCACGCCGACAUUCUCAAGUUUGAUUCUCUGUAUGUCGCCGAUGGACUUUGGGAUUCGGACUCUGGCAAGCAGCACACCGCCCCCAACAGCCACAACACACCACCACCAAAACACGGCGCGUCCAAGUCGAACCCGCGGAAUUACAAGAACUUUCUGACGAACACCGACGACGACUGGAACGCCGACGAGUCGGACGAUGUGUACGGCUACGAUGAAGACGACGGCGACGACUUUGGCCUGCCGAGCCUGUCCAAUAUGAAGCGACGAACAAGGCGGAUGGCGGCCGCGGCAGGAGGCGGCGAGGCGGGUAGUGGAGGUAACAGACGCUCCACCACAGUACCGAGCCGUGGUCUUGGUGGCCGUGGCAGUAUCAGUGGCAGUUUGGGUGGCAGUUUUGGAGGCGGAAGCGGCAGUCACGGCGACAGCCAGAGCGGCAGCCAUAGCGCGUCCCUCGCGACACUGGACCACGACGACUUCGGCGAUGACAUGGCGUCACCCCUCGGCGGGUUGCAGACCCGGCGCUACUCAAACAGUGCCGACAUCGCUGUCGAGCGUCCCGCGCCGUCCUACCCGGUUCCCAAGAAGAGCGAAGGCAAGAUCCUGCGGCCGCAGUACAAGGACAUUCUGCGCGACCCAGCCAACGCGUUACACCUGAUUGACCACACUGCCAUACCACCAAACGCGACCACAAAGGAGAUUGAGGCGAUCAACUCGCGAAUACACCGAAUCAACCGUUUCAAGAAGCUGCUGCAGGCGUCCACCAUCCCGCUAGCCGACCUACGGUCCCUGGCCUGGUCGGGCAUCCCGCAGGAGGUACGGGCCAUGACCUGGCAGCUGCUCCUGAGCUAUCUCCCGACCAGUAGUGAACGCCGGGUGGCCACGCUGGAACGGAAACGGAAGGAAUACUUGGAUGGUGUGCGACAGGCGUUUGACCGGAGUGGUAAUGGUGGUGGUGGUAGUGGACUGUCCGGCAGUGCGGCGGGACAAAAAGCGUCGGCCAGCAACAUGCCCUCAAGCAACCGCGGCCGGGGACUGGACGAGGCCGUGUGGCACCAGAUCAGCAUUGACGUGCCGCGGACGAACCCGCACAUUGAGCUUUACGGGUACGAGGCGACGCAGCGGUCCCUGGAGCGCAUCCUGUACGUGUGGGCGGUGCGGCACCCGGCGAGCGGCUACGUACAGGGCAUCAACGAUCUGGUGACGCCGUUCUGGCAGGUGUUUCUGGGCGUGUACAUUGCCGACCCGGACAUUGAAACGGGCAUGGACCCUGGACAGCUGCCUCGGGCGGUGCUCGAUGCGGUGGAGGCGGACUCGUUCUGGUGUCUGACCAAGUUGCUGGACGGCAUCCAAGACCACUACAUUGUGGCGCAGCCGGGGAUCCAGCGGCAGGUGGCUGCGCUGCGGGACCUGACAUCGCGGAUCGAUGCGCCCUUGGCCCAGCACCUGGAGAAGGAGCACGUCGAGUUCAUCCAGUUCAGUUUCCGGUGGAUGAACUGCCUGCUGAUGCGCGAGAUCAGCGUCAAGAACACCAUCCGCAUGUGGGAUACAUAUAUGGCUGAGGAAAACGGCUUCUCCGAGUUCCAUCUCUACGUCUGCGCCGCGUUUCUCGUCAAGUGGUCGAGCAAGCUGUGUGGCAUGGACUUUCAGGAGAUAAUGAUGUUCUUGCAGUCGCUGCCGACGCGCGACUGGACGGAAAAGGACAUUGAGCUGCUGCUGAGCGAGGCCUACAUCUGGCAGAGCCUGUUCAAAGGCUCGUCGGCGCAUCUCCGUGGGCCAUCCAACCGCACCCCCUCCACCAGCGUGCAGUUGUGA